Messenger RNA from Betta splendens (Siamese fighting fish), 1243 nucleotides. It is a transcript of the gene alyref, whose product is annotated as Aly/REF export factor. The record is from RefSeq and is a predicted model, not a curated record. Gene Ontology annotation, molecular function: mRNA binding. Bases 116 to 934 code for a protein of 272 amino acids. The transcript is spliced from 6 exons. NCBI's taxonomy places the organism in Eukaryota, Metazoa, Chordata, Actinopteri, Anabantiformes, Osphronemidae. Gene Ontology annotation, cellular component: nucleus. Gene Ontology annotation, biological process: mRNA export from nucleus.
CAUUGUGUUUUAUUCGUCGGUGUGGAGAGCUUUGGAAGGACAGGGAGAGGGACCAGAAUCUAGGGGCUAUUUUUUUAAGAUUUUGUUUACAGUUUAGCAUUAUUGAAACAAUAUAAUGGCCGAUAAGAUGGAUAUGUCUCUAGACGACAUUAUCAAACAGAACAGGCAGCGUGGUGGAGGUCGAGGUGGAAGAGGCAGAGGCCGCGGAGGCUCAGGCGGCGGCCGAGGAGGAGGCGCCGGGCGUCUUGGAGGCGGCGGUGGAUUUGGAGGCCGUGGCGGCGGAUCUGGCCCCAUGAGGAACCGACAGAACCUGAACCGCGCCCGAGGCAGACCAACACCUUACAGCAGGCCGAAACAGCUUCCCGAUAAGUGGCAGCAUGACAUGUUCGACAACAGCUUCAGCGGCUUCAAUGGUGCUGCUGGAGGCGGCGGAGGAGCUGGUGUGGAAACUGGAGGGAAGCUCCUUGUGUCCAAUCUCGACUUUGGCGUGUCAGAUGCAGACAUUCAGGAACUCUUUGCUGAAUUUGGGACGCUCAAAAAGGCUGCAGUUCAUUAUGACCGGUCUGGGAGAAGCUUGGGAACUGCAGAUGUUCAUUUUGAAAGGAGAGCCGAUGCCCUCAAGGCCAUGAAGCAGUACAAUGGCAUUCCACUUGAUGGUCGACCAAUGAACAUACAGCUCGUCACAUCACAGAUCGACGCACAGAGGCGCCCUAUGCAGGGUUUGAACAGGGGAGGUGGAGGCGGUGGCAUGAACAGAGGUCGUGGCAGCUUCGGGGGCAUGCAGAGGGGACGUGGAGGCCGUGGUGCAGGCACUGCCCGAGGACGGGGUAGAGGUGGCCGCGGUGGUGGCGGCGGCGUAAACAAGCAGCAGCUUUCAGCAGAGGAACUCGAUGCCCAGUUAGAUGCCUACAAUGCAAGGAUGGACACCAGCUAAAGACAAAGCUCUUCUUCUGGGUUGACGUCUUAUUUGUCUGCACAGAAUUGUUUGUUACAGAUGUGCAGAAUAUUUUACACUUGGCUGUCUUCUGAUGUGAUUGAAAUUGUUGUUCCGACCUGUUCUUUUAAAUGCUCCGAAGUGUUUUUUACCAGUGUUUGUUUUUUGUUUUUUUUUUCUCGCCCCUUAAUUUUCUCAUGAAAAUGGUUUUGGCUGUAGGUUGAUGUGAACUGGGUUUUUCCAGUUCCUCCCCUCUACCCUGUAGUUGACGAAACUUGUAAUAAAAACCUGCAGUGCAUAUUAACCAAA